AUGGCCAUAACAGAAUCCCUUGCGCCGAGUGGCGUUAUAGACGAGAGAGGAAAUACUCUUAUCUUUGUCGCUCUCCUUUCACGCCAGUUUGACAUGGUCCAGGAACUGCUUCAUAUGGGCUGCACUAUCGAUCAACAGACCGCUGGACUAGCCCGAGAGAUUCUUGAAUCACGAUAUGACCGUCAGAAUUGGCCCGAAAAGUAUCUCCGAAUCUUAUGCACUCUAAGCGAUGAUGGUGGUAAAUCGUUCCUGAAGCCAUCCGAUUCAACACCCCUUCACGCUGCAGCUAAAGGGCUUCUGGAUAUGGAAUCAAAUGGAGUGGUUGAAAAUGACUAUCUUGAUUCAAAAGACGAUAAUGGCAAGACUACAUCGCAUUGGGCAUGUGAAGCAGACAACAUCACAGCAACCAACUAUCUUCUUCGCUCUGGAGCGAGUAUCAACGUCAAAGAUAAGGACGGAGUCACCCCUCUGAUGGUAGCCGCGAGUCGAAGCAGUGUGCAGUGCACUCGAGCACUGCUUGAAUACAAUGAAUGCAGUGUUCAAGCUGCCAACAAGCAAGGGAGGUCUGCUCUCCAUUUCGCAGCAUUGUCGUCACAGGUCAAUGGCCACCACAUCAUUAGGCUUCUCCUGGAUCAGGGUGCAGAUCCAAACUCAACAACGGCAGGCGGUGAAACGCCACUACUUGAGAUAGCUACAUCCUAUACCUCUUCUCUAUCAGUUGAAGAGAUACAAAAACACAUACAAGCGCUGAUAAACGAUGGGGCUAAACUAGAUGCUUCUGACAAGUGGAACUAUACCCCAGCACUGCAGGCUGCAGCAGAGAACAACCACACCGCCCUUGGCGUAUUGCUUAGUUUGGGUGCGCAUACCAACAAAUUUGAUUGUGACUUGCAAGGCUUUCUUCACAUUGCAGCCUUGUAUGGUGACAAAAGGACUAUUAACAGCCUCCGCGACGCAGAAAUUACGACUCUUGAUCGCUCGAGCGGAGAGAUGUCAGCGUGGUUAGCAGCGACAAGCAACGAAGAAAAACUACACUUCAAGCUGCUUCUCUCCGAGAUCAGCAAGCGAAACCUUGCUGUUGACAUCAGCUGCUGUAAAGCGGUCGCUGACGCACUUAAUCUUGGUCAAUACCAUCUGGCUAUCGGCCUACUUAAAGGGCUCAUCAACAAGUAUGCAGAUUGGAUCAAAGGGGAAGAGUUCGAGGUAUUUAGAGAAAUCAAGAUUGACAUUGAAAAUGGGAGGGUUGAAGCUGCGAUGACUUCGCUACUAAACACGUCUGUGGAGUGGACAGCACAGAUGGAUAGACUAAUCGUUUAA
Messenger RNA from Fusarium fujikuroi IMI 58289, 1317 nucleotides. RefSeq lists its product as uncharacterized. Gene Ontology annotation, molecular function: protein binding. The record is from RefSeq and is a predicted model, not a curated record. NCBI's taxonomy places the organism in Eukaryota, Fungi, Ascomycota, Sordariomycetes, Hypocreales, Nectriaceae. The transcript is spliced from 4 exons. The coding region runs from base 1 to 1317 and encodes 438 amino acids.